Molecule: messenger RNA, 1668 nt
Organism: Amorphotheca resinae ATCC 22711
Lineage: Eukaryota; Fungi; Ascomycota; Leotiomycetes; Helotiales; Amorphothecaceae
Exons: 1
Coding region: 39-1409 (456 amino acids)
Biological process (GO): tRNA-type intron splice site recognition and cleavage
Cellular component (GO): tRNA-intron endonuclease complex
Source: RefSeq, a predicted model, not a curated record
CAGUCAUCUACCUUACCCACCACCGGCGAAUAUUCAAGAUGGCAGACAUUGACGAAGACCCGCCAAUCAAUCCCCGUACAAAUAUUGACGAAGACCAUGAUCCUAGCGACGAGACACAAGACUUCCUCCUCUUGGCAUCGUUGACCUCCAAGACUGGUCACCAACUCCCAAAACGUGGAGAGAAGGACUUCGAACGCCAUGGCACAAGACAUCAAGAUGAUCUCUUGAACGCUAGCAGACAAGCUAUGCAUGAUGCUUUAGAUUACACGAGGAUACAUACACCGAGGAUACAUGUCAGAGGGUAUUAUUACGGGGUGGAGGGGUUGAGUCGAGACGAGGUCGUGCCCGAGGAAUGGAGAAAAGGCUUAGACGAUGACCACGUCGUUGUGGUGGAGUCAGCAAAAGGACCACACUUCAGAACCAUGGGGAAGACGACAUUGGGAAAGAGGCAAACAAGUUUGUGGUUAUUGCCAGAAGAGGCGCUAUACCUGGUUGAGCGAGGAAAUUUGGACUUGUGGUGGCCGUCCCCGUCAUCUUUCAAGGGAAGGAUUGAUGAAGAAGAAAGCGAUAGCAAGCCAAAAGAUCAAGAUGCUCAGGAAGAGAAGGACGAAGGAGUCCCGAUGAGUCUUCAGGCUGCCUAUGCUAUGCUCAUAGGAGAUGAUAGCGAAAAAGGGAAAGUCAGUUUAGAGAGAUACACUGUCUAUGCCAAUCUCAAAAGGACGGGGUAUGUGGUUUUGAGGGCACCCGAGUGGGAUCCAAAGGCUCCUGUUUUGAGACCUGAUCAAGAUGCCCCGACAGGAUCAACGAGCAUCUUUACUUGGCUUUUUGGAAGACUAUUUGGCGAGGAAGAAGUCAGCCAUCCUCCAUUUGGGCCACUGCUGAAGCCUGGUAUGUACCGAUCAUACAAUUCAAUCUACCGGCAAAUCGCGAUUAUUCCAAGGCACAAACCGUCACCAACUCCGAAUAGCCUCUUGCCACCCCCCGAAUUUCCAUAUCGUGUUGUCUUUGACCUGUGGAAGGCCACGAGAAUUCCCACAUUCGCAAAGAGCAACCCUGGACUGCCCGACUUCCGAAUGGCGGUGACAGAUGCUCGUUUCAGUACUAUUCCGACGCUUACCCAGAUGGCCUCGUUAUUGGAAAAUACACGAUGGGAUCCGCCAGUUGAUCCAAAAAUACAAGGCCCUCACAAGACUUAUCAAAGACUGCAACACGGUUGGCGAAAUGUGGUUUUAGCCGUGGUUGAUCAAGGCAUUAUCAGCUAUCUACAUUUAAGCGAAGCCGCUUUUGGAGAAGAGAAGAUGUACGAGAGAUUUGAUCAUGGCAGCGGCCAAGGCGCAAAGCGAGGUGGUGCAUCAGCCCGUGGCAAUGGACGUGGAAGAGGCAGAGGUAAAGGCAGAGGUGGAAAAUAGAGGUACUUGGCUGGGCUUGGUUGGGCUGGGUUUGGGUUGUAAAAUUAAGGCUACAUAAUGACAAAGUUCAAAGCGCUUGGGGUUGGGCAAGGAGCGGUUCGUCGUUCAACGAGGGCGUGCCGCCGGUUAGCUGCACCAUCGCAAACAAAGAUAGAACAUGCCGUAUUAAAGGCUCGUAGUGCCGACCCAAUGGAAAUUUGCCGGUUGGAAGGAUGGCUACGCUUGGAACCUCAAUCAAUAGCGACAACUCAUAUCACCC